Molecule: messenger RNA, 837 nt
Organism: Chaetomium fimeti
Lineage: Eukaryota; Fungi; Ascomycota; Sordariomycetes; Sordariales; Chaetomiaceae
Product: S-adenosyl-L-methionine-dependent methyltransferase
Exons: 1
Coding region: 1-837 (278 amino acids)
Molecular function (GO): trans-aconitate 2-methyltransferase activity
Source: RefSeq, a predicted model, not a curated record
AUGUCAACAUCACCACCCAAGCCCCAAGCCAACGACUGGUCUCCCGACCAAUACCUCCUCUUCCGCGACGCGCGCAACCGCCCCAUCCACGACCUCAUCACCUUCCUCGGACCAUCCUACUCCCCCACCAGCAUAAUCGACCUCGGCUGCGGGCCCGGCAACAGCACCGAGAUCCUCGCCACCCGCUUCCCCCACGCCACCAGCAUCAGCGGCGUCGACGCCUCGCCCGCCAUGCUAGCCAAAGCGCGCAGCACCCUCCCCAACACGCCCUUCACCCAAGCCAACCUGCAAACCUACACGCCCCCCUCGGGCACCGACCUCCUCUUCUCCAACGCCGUCCUGCACUGGCUGCGCCACGCCGACCGCCUCGCCACCCUCACCCGCCUCCUACACACCCAACGCCCGGGGACGGGCGUGCUCGCCUUCCAGGUGCCCGACAACCACGCCGAGCCCUCCCACCGCGCGAUGCGCGAGACGGCGGCCGCGCCGGGGCCCUGGCGGCAAUAUUUCGCGGAUCUGCCGCCCGAGCAGCGGCCGGAUCUGGAUCCGAUCGAGUCGGUGAUUGAGUAUUAUGAUCUGCUGAAGCCGCUGUGUCGGGCCGUGGAGACGUGGACGACGCGCUAUGUGCAUGUGCUGGGGGAGGGGCAUGCGGGGAUUGUGGAGUGGGUGAGGGGGACGGGGUUGCAGCCUUUCUUGGGGGUGUUGCCGGUGGAGGGGGGCGUGAGGGAGGCGUUUUUGGGGGAGUAUAAGAGGAGGUUGGAGAGGGCGUAUCCGGUGGCGGGGGAUGGGAGCGUGUUGUUGGAGUAUCCGAGGCGGUUUGUGGUUGCGUUUCGGUGA